Messenger RNA from Sinocyclocheilus grahami, 789 nucleotides. RefSeq names its product interferon-induced protein with tetratricopeptide repeats 1-like. Gene Ontology annotation, cellular component: cytosol. Gene Ontology annotation, biological process: defense response to virus. Bases 1 to 789 code for a protein of 262 amino acids. The transcript has 3 exons. Lineage: Eukaryota; Metazoa; Chordata; Actinopteri; Cypriniformes; Cyprinidae. The record is from RefSeq and is a predicted model, not a curated record. Gene Ontology annotation, molecular function: protein binding.
AUGUCUGAGGAACAUCCGGACAAUGACAGCAAUGUGAUUGUGACAUAUGGAAACUUGGCCUGGGUGCACAGUUUCAUGGGCAAUGUGACUGAGGCUGAGACUUACACAGAGAAAAGCUUCACAGAGAAGUUCAAAGCGAAAAAGCCUGGUCGCUUCUCAAGUUUUCUAGAAAGACCUACAUCAGAGAUUUGUAGAAGAAUACGGAUGGCUCCAGAUAACCUCAGCGUUGUUUUGCAUGUUGCAAAGUUCAUGAAGAAAGAGCAGUUUUAUGACAAGGCCCUGAAAGUGUUGCUGGAAAUGCUGAAGAAAGUGCCAGACUCGUCACGGUUACAUCAUGAGAUUGCCAACAACUACCGCUGGAAAGCCAUGCAGAUGAAUGACAUACACAAUCCAGAGUUGCUGGGCCUUUGCAUUCAGCAUUUAGAGAAGGGUACCAGUUUAAACCCAGGCUACAUAUACCCAAGACUGGAGUUAGCGCUGAGGUAUGCAGAACAAAAGCAGAUGGCUAAAGCAGAGCAGAAGUUCACUGAGCUGUUUGCCCUUCCUGACCUGAAGCCAGCUGACCGUCAAGCCUGGCAUCGCAUGUAUGGGGAUUUCAAACAGUACAGGUUGGGCUCAGAGAGAGCUGCGGUUGAGCAUUAUAAACAAGGAAUGAUGCUGGGGCGAGUGUCCACCGAAUGGAUCGCAUGCAAAAACAGAUUGAGGAAAGUCCUUCAGCAUGACAGACGGGACACAUAUGAGAUCCGGACGUUCUUUCAUUCCUUUAGAACAGAGAACAAAGAUGAUUAG